Molecule: messenger RNA, 771 nt
Organism: Penicillium samsonianum
Lineage: Eukaryota; Fungi; Ascomycota; Eurotiomycetes; Eurotiales; Aspergillaceae
Product: SDR family oxidoreductase
Exons: 1
Coding region: 1-771 (256 amino acids)
Source: RefSeq, a predicted model, not a curated record
AUGGCCUCCACUGCAAACACAGUUUAUGUCGUGACAGGUGCAAACAGAGGCCUCGGUCUUGGAUUGACCAAACGGCUACUGGAACGCCCUGCCACCACCAUCGUGGCCUCAGUGCGCAGCCACAACGCAGCCACAAGUCUUAGGUCAGAUGUUGAGAGUGUUGCCGUGGGCAAAAAUAGUGCCCUCCACAUCAUCGAACUUGAUUUUUCAACUGCGAUAUCCCCUGAAGAUAUUACACAGGCCUUCUCCGCAGCAGUCAGUACAGUUACGCAUAUCGAUGUGCUCAUCUGCAAUGCCGGAUUCGCAACGCCCAUGACUCCGGCCCUAGUGACUUCGGCGAAAGACCUCCGUAAAUCGUUUGAAGUCAACACCAUCGCUCCUCUCCUUGUGUUCCAGGCCUUCUGGCCACUUAUGCAGAGAUCGGCUUAUGCCCCCAAGCUCAUGGUCAUCUCCUCCUCCGUCGGUUCGAUUGCUGAUCAGGAGCCUGUUCCCGGUGGGGCAUAUGGUCCCAGUAAAGCAGCCUCCAACUGGCUUACCAAGGCUCUUCAUGUUGAAAAUGAGAAAAAUGGUUUGGUUGCGUUUGCAAUGCAUCCUGGCUGGGUGCAAACCCGCGCGGGCGAUUUUGCUGCGAAGGAGUGGGGAUAUCCUGGUAACCCGCCGGUGACUGUUGAGGAUAGUGUCAAGGGAAUGCUUGGUGUUCUUGACAGUGCUACAAGGGAAAAUGUGUCGGGAAAGUUUAUAUCGGUAACUGAAGAUAUUUUGUCGUGGUAG